Prunus avium (sweet cherry) is the source of this 1523-nucleotide messenger RNA. RefSeq names its product WRKY DNA-binding protein 55 (gene WRKY55). Gene Ontology annotation, molecular function: sequence-specific DNA binding; DNA-binding transcription factor activity. Gene Ontology annotation, biological process: regulation of DNA-templated transcription. The record is from RefSeq and is a predicted model, not a curated record. NCBI's taxonomy places the organism in Eukaryota, Viridiplantae, Streptophyta, Magnoliopsida, Rosales, Rosaceae.
GCUUAUAUUCAGCUCCCUUUUAAAUUUCCUUACCACCAUAACAUGUUCAAAUCGAAGACAAGCCAAAAAGAACCAAAACAGCAGCUAGAAGACAUGGAUGAAACCACCAUUUCUUUGAUCCUUCAAGCUUGUAAGUUAGCCAGAGACCUUGAAUCAAACCUACCCAACUUGGCCAACCAGCCCAACUUGCUCUCAAACUCCUUGGAUGAGAUCACAAAGAAUUUUGUUACAGCCAGAGAGAGAGUGUAUGGUCAAGAUCCAAGUACUUCUUCAUGUCUGCACAACAUGCUUACUUUUGCGCACCAGCAGCAGAUUGGUACAAGUCAUGUACAAGAAUGGCUGAGGUCUAAUUAUGCACAACAAGCAAUGGACAUUAUCCAAACCCAACUUGUAGUUGAUCAGAAGGAAGCUAAGAUUGGCGGCUGCAUCGACGACGAUGAUGCAGAGGUUAAGGGCCUUCAGGCAAUGGAAGCUUCUGACAUGAACGUUGCUUCAUCAUCCUCACAAAGACCAAGAAGAAGGAAGGAUCAGGGGUUAAUCAGCAAAAUAACAGUUCCAGCACCUCGGAUUGGAAAUACUGAAAUCCCACCAGAGGAUGGCUUCACUUGGAGAAAAUAUGGUCAGAAGGAGAUCAUGGGCUCCAGGUUCCCAAGGGGUUACUAUAGGUGCACCCACCAAAAGCUCUACAAUUGCCCAGCCAAGAAGCAAGUCCAGAGGCUUGACAAUGAUCCCUUAACAUUUGAAGUCAUGUACAGAGGUGAACAUACAUGUCACAUGUCAGCCACUGCACCUUCAAUUCCACCACCAUCAGCAGAACAUCAUAAUGCUACACAAGAGAGUAUGGCCCGAACCCUAGCAACUACCACAACCACUGACCCUCCUACAGCAUCUCUAUGGCUUUCCAUGGACUUCAACCCAAUUAGAGGAGGCGGCGGCAGCAGCAGUGGGAUGAUAGGCAGCAGCCGUGGCGGCGGUGGUGGAGGCAGUGGUGAUGGUGUAGGGACAUCCACCACCACGCGCUACGGUAAAGAAGUUGACUUUCCUGUGGUGGAUUUGGCUGAUGCAAUGUUCAAUUCAGGCAGCAGCAGCACCAAUAGUAUGGAUUUUAUUUUCACUUCUGCUGAAAACAAAUGGGAGUCAGAGGACAAGAAAAACUGAGGCCAGUAGCAGGAUAUGCUAGUACUUUCGGCCGGCAGCUGGCCAAAUUUUCCUUGUAAUGUUCUUUAGUCAAUGGGACUACAGGAGCUAAUUAAUCAACCAAUUCAUCAGAGUUAGUCAACCUAAACUUCUAGGAAAGUUCAUUAAUUAAAGUUUCACAGGUGUUUGUAACAAGGUGUUCAAUUUCACCAUGUAAUGCAUUGAGAUGUGUUCACUGGCAAUUUUAUGUGGAUUUAAAUUUGUAUUUCAUAGUCCUAGUGUAGCAGGUAUAUGGAGGAAAUCAAUCUGAUGAUACAUUCUUUACUUUGAGAACUUCUCAAUUAGACAAUUUAUAAUGUAAAUUCAUUAUAAACUUUUGAUUUUGU